Molecule: messenger RNA, 297 nt
Organism: Anopheles marshallii
Lineage: Eukaryota; Metazoa; Arthropoda; Insecta; Diptera; Culicidae
Product: death-associated protein 1
Exons: 3
Coding region: 1-297 (98 amino acids)
Biological process (GO): apoptotic signaling pathway; cellular response to amino acid starvation; negative regulation of autophagy
Molecular function (GO): death domain binding
Source: RefSeq, a predicted model, not a curated record
AUGGCUGAUGAAGACAAAGGAUUGGUCGCUGGACAUCCUCCAGCAGUGAAGGCAGGUGGAAUGCGCAUCGUGCAGCAUAAGACUCCGAACAGCGAAAGGCCAGCAAAAGAUCCGGUCGAGGUCAUUGGGCUUUCGAAUCCAUCACCGAACGUAAACACCGGGGAGGUGGUUCAAUCGGCAACAAAUGCGAAGCAUACCGACCAUUCCGUCGAGGCAUCGCAAGUGGCCCAUGCCCAGAAACCUCCGGCACCUGUGCACAGCAAGCCUGUGAAUCACAUCCAGCAACCUCGGAAGUGA